Molecule: messenger RNA, 789 nt
Organism: Pisolithus orientalis
Lineage: Eukaryota; Fungi; Basidiomycota; Agaricomycetes; Boletales; Pisolithaceae
Exons: 1
Coding region: 295-747 (150 amino acids)
Source: RefSeq, a predicted model, not a curated record
CAAGGGUCACAGAAGCGGCGAGGGGACGAGGGGUGCCAUAAGAGAAGAGAGGGAAAGGGGAAAAAGAAGCGAGGGAGAGGGAGGAUAUGAAGAGCGGUCCAGACGAGGGAGAGUAAACGACCGCGAAGAAGACUGGAAACGCGCCCCACGUGAAUUCGAAGACGGACGCAAAAGCGAACCAGAGCCGACUUUCCGAACGCACAACCACAGCGAUGGUGAUGACGAACGUCUCAUCUGCGUUGGACGUCCUGUCGGCUCUUGGGUUGCGUUGGUCACAGGGUCCGCGCGCAUUGGAUGAGCGGGUAUGAAGAAGGCAGCCUGGAGAGUGAUGGGGGAAUAUAUCAUCGUGAUGGCUAUGCGAGCGUGUCAGUCGCAGGGGCUAUACCAUACGUUGUGAAGCACGUUUAUUCACCAACUCGUGCGUGCCUGUUUUAUGCGAUCAGAGAACAGCAUGGCAUUGUAAUGUAUAUCCAGGGGACGGUUGUCAUCAUACCUCAUACAGUACACUGUAUUAUUUUUUCUUAUCCAAGCAGGAUUUUAUUCACUCGAAAUGCUGGAGUUGCUGUGUGGCAUACAAAUUUGAACACAUGCGCUCGAUGGCGACGGGAACUAUUGAGACGCAUCAGUACUACCCACGACUUGGCCGCGACGACCAGGGUUUCCAUCACCGAUCAUCCAAGGCCGCCGUCGAUCGAUAGGAAUAUGCAUGAAAGAAUAGCCUACCAGACCUGCAGUCACCGAUAUUGAUAUUCUACUGUAAAUGGCAUUGUUGAAACACUUAAACCGUCG